ACACUUCCGAAGAGGGUCAUAUAAGAAAAUUAGAAGAGUUUGCGGGGGAAGAUCAGAUUUACCCCGAAUUGGAAACGGGAGCGGGGGGAGCUUUGGAGAAGGAAAGGUUAGGAUUCAAGGAUGGCAAUAGCGCGAACUGGAGUUUACGUGGAUGAUUACCUCGAGUAUGCCAGCACUUUCCCUGCGGAGCUUCAGAGAUUGCUAAAUACAGUUCGCGAACUGGACGAGAGAUCUCAAUCGCUCAUAAACCAGACGAGGCAGCAAACCAAGUAUUGCUUAGGGCUUGCCUCCAAGAAGGGCAGUGGCAAUAAUAAUCAUUACAACACUGGUCUUGAUGACGACGAAACCAUUGACAAAAUGCGUAAAGAGAUUGAGUCCAGCCAGGAAAAUGCUUUAAGUUUGUGUACGGAGAAGGUCUUAUUGGCCCGCCAAGCCUAUGAUCUUAUUGAUAGUCACUUAAAACGACUUGAUGAAGAUCUCAAUAAUUUUUCUGAAGAUUUGAAGCAAGAGGGGAAGAUUCCAACAGACGAGCCUUCUGUUCUUCCUCCACUACCUAUAGUUCCUAAGCAGGAAAAGCGCAAGUCUUUUUAUGGCACACCUCAGCCUAAGAAGAUUGAUUACAGAGAUAGAGAGUGGGAUCGUGACAGGGACUUCGAGCUCAUGCCUCCUCCAGGAAGCCAUCGGAAAGACUUCACCCCUAUUGAUGAGCAGCCUAUCGAUCCUAACGAACCGACCUACUGUGUCUGCCAUCAGGUGUCCUUUGGGGACAUGAUUGCCUGUGACAAUGAGAAUUGUCAAGGAGGUGAAUGGUUUCACUAUACAUGCGUUGGCCUCACCCCCGAAACCAGAUUCAAAGGGAAAUGGUAUUGCCCUACCUGCAGGCUCCUCCCACAGUCCCAUUAGUAUCAUUCGUACUUGUGAAGGUGGCGAUGACAUCUUCUUUGGUACCUUCUCUUCUAGAAGAAUCUCCAUUUUUAUUGCAAUCAUGUCAUGUUUUAUACAAUCUCGGAUUAAUCCUAGUUUUGCAAAUACUAAGUGCUACUCUCUGCCAUCUCCUGUUACAAUGAAUUAGACUUUGGAGUCAAAUCGAGAUGUAAUAUUUGAAGAAUAUAAUGUCGAGCAAAAGCACAAUUCAAUUCAA
Brassica oleracea var. oleracea is the source of this 1141-nucleotide messenger RNA. RefSeq names its product PHD finger protein ING2. NCBI's taxonomy places the organism in Eukaryota, Viridiplantae, Streptophyta, Magnoliopsida, Brassicales, Brassicaceae. The transcript has 9 exons. The record is from RefSeq and is a predicted model, not a curated record. Gene Ontology annotation, cellular component: nucleus. The coding region runs from base 121 to 903 and encodes 260 amino acids.